CUUGUGAAACGGUCUGUUGCUUCACCGUCACCGGUGCAAUGUGAGCCGACGAUAACAAGCCAAGGUCGAGCCUCCUUCACUUGUUUUUUCCUUCUUCAAAGUUUGCACUGUACGUAGAAUUGUUCCUGUCAAGAAUCUCCUGUCAAUUCACAGAACAAUUGCAACCAUGGGCAAAGUAUUUGAUGCUGCAGAAUGUAAGGUAUCCAAUUCCCAACGGUUAUGCAGAACUAACUGUCCCGAAUAGUGGCUAGACAUAACCGACCCGACUCCUGCUACGUCUGUCUCUACGGCGACGUAUGGGAUGUAACUGAUUUCCUGCCCCAACACCCCGGUGGCUCAUCCAUAAUCCUCAAACUGGCUGGCGCAGACGCAACAGAAGAAUAUGAUCCCAUCCAUCCUCCCGGAACCCUCGAGGACAACCUUCCACCGGAGAAGAAACUCGGCACCAUAGACGUAUCGCUGAUUCCCAAAUUGGAACCGGAAGAAGUACAACAUACAGAGGGACCGGUGGAUGUGCAAACGCUGCUGAACCUCGAUGAGAUCGAGGAGGUUGCCACGAAACAGAUUUCCAAAAAGUGCUGGGCGUAUUACUAUUCUGCGGGCGAUGAUCUGAUAUCAAAGAACUUCAAUAAUCUGGUUUACAAGCAGAUUCUGUUGAGACCUAGGGUUUUUGUGGAUUGUACGAGAUGCGACCUUACUACCUCGAUGCUAGGUCACAAGGUGGGCUUGCCACUUUAUGUAUCUCCUGCUGCCAUGGCGAGGUUGGCACAUCCAGAUGGAGAACAGGGUAUUGCGAAGGGCGUUAGUUCUUUUGGGGCGUGCCAGAUUGUUAGCAAUAAUGCUUCUAUGACACCCGAACAAAUUGUGGAAGGGAGUGCGCCGGGACAGAUUUUUGGGUGGCAAUUGUAUGUUCAGGAUCAGAGGCAGAAGAGUAUCGAGAUGCUGAAGAGGAUUGGAAAGAUGGCUGAUAAGUAUAAAUUCAUCGUCUUGACAUUAGACGCGCCUGUCCCUGGGAAACGAGAACACGACGAGCGGUCGUCUAUGAGUAUCAAUGGUCUGCCGAAGAAAGACGGUUCAGAUGGGGGAGUGGGGAAGCAGUUGUUUUGGGGCACGGCGGCAGAUUUGACUUGGAAGGUUACGCUAGCGUGGUUGAGUAAACAUACGCAGUUACCCAUCGUCCUGAAAGGUUUGCAAACUCAUGAGGAUGCGUAUUUGGCUUCUCAAUACCCGCAAGUCAAGGCUGUUAUACUCUCUAAUCAUGGAGGGAGAGCACUGGAUACGGCACCCCCGGCGGUACAUACUCUGCUUGAGAUUCGAAAAUUUUGUCCCGAGGUGUUUGGCAGACUAGAGGUCUGGGUUGAUGGCGGGAUCAAGAGGGGAACAGAUGUGGUAAAAGCCCUGUGUCUUGGAGCGAGGGCGGUAGGUGUUGGAAGGGCGGCAUUAUUUGGUCUGGGAGCCGGGGGAACAGAGGGCGUUCAUAGAACUUUCGAGAGUGAGAAUUCCUUGCUUCCUAACCGUGUGGCCCUGGAAGAAAUCUUGCUAAUUAAGUUUCACAGUCCUCGAGGCGGAAAUCAAAACUUGCAUGCGGUUACUCGGUGCUGAGAAAGUCAGCGAUUUGGGGCCGAGAUUCGUAAGUCCAACCCCCUUCCCCCCUUUUGCCGUGUGAAUCCUAACGAAAGCAGGUCAAUUCCAGGGCUGUGGAACGAGAUAUCUACGAUGGACAUGCGGGACUAGAAAAACUGGGGCUGUGGGUGAAAUCGAGUUUGUAGAUAGAGAGGGAUGUACAGUCCAUGGCAUUUCCGACUUUUCGAUUACCGUACCUCAAUUUACCUUUAUAUCUUAA
This is a messenger RNA of Hymenoscyphus albidus, 1843 nucleotides long. The record is from the annotation of a GenBank genome assembly. NCBI's taxonomy places the organism in Eukaryota, Fungi, Ascomycota, Leotiomycetes, Helotiales, Helotiaceae.